Messenger RNA from Cydia strobilella, 4123 nucleotides. RefSeq names its product translation initiation factor eIF2B subunit delta (gene eIF2Bdelta). The transcript is spliced from 10 exons. The record is from RefSeq and is a predicted model, not a curated record. Bases 111 to 2216 code for a protein of 701 amino acids. Lineage: Eukaryota; Metazoa; Arthropoda; Insecta; Lepidoptera; Tortricidae.
ACCUAAAUGCAAUAUUUUCUAUUUUCUACAACUAAAUCGAAGGCUUAUGACACUUAUAAGUAUAUUUUUCUCAUGUUGAUUUGUUUCGUAGCUUACUAAGGAAUCCAGCAAUGUUCUUGUCUAAGGAACCUCCUGAAAACUGUCCAGAGGAGUCUUCGCAAGACCUAAGCACUGCACAAAAGAGAAGAAUCAGGCGCAAAAGGCUUCAAGCAGCCCGUACCACUAAUCCUAUCACCACCCAUCAAACCAUCAAUAUUAUUGACAGCAUCCGAAGAGAUAUCUCAUUCUUACAAGCCACAAACAGCUCCCUUGUACUAGAAAUAGAUCCCUUACCAAUCAAAUCUAAAUGCAAAAGUUAUGAUAUAGAAGAACUUAUAAAGCCUAAAGAAGUUAAAGUAUCAAAAGAAAUGUCUUCUACAGAAAAAUCUAGAGAGGAAGUUAAGGCUGCCAGGGAAGCUAAGAAAUUAGCAAAACAAAAGAAGAAAGAAUCAGAUCAGAAGGGACAAGAAGCAAAGGUUGCUAAAGAUUUAGUAGUCACAGAAAAAAAUGUUAAAGUAAGUCCUGUCAAAGGCAAAGAUGAGGUUGACAAGGCAUGCAUUCAUGCAGAAAAACCUAUAGUUAGAGAAAAAAAUGUAGCAGUGAAAGAAGAAAUUAAAGCUAAAGUAGAAACUCUUACUAAACCUGUUGAAAAACCAGAUAAAACAGAAAGUACUGCCACAUCUGCAGAUGAUAAGGCUAAAGAUCAAAUCAAAGCUGAAAGAGCAGCUAAGAAAGCAGCCAAACAAGCAAAGAAGAAGGGGUCAGAAGGAGAUGCCCCCAAAGGAGAUGGAGAGAUGACUGUUAAAGAUGUUGUAAAUACAUUGAAGGAUAUCGCCAUUGUUGCUAAAGAAGUGCAAGAUGUCACUGCUAAGGUACAGGCAAUUCAAUUGGAUGGCAAAAAGUCAGAAGAAUCAGUCAAGAGUAAAGCAGAGCUGAAGGCCGAACGGCGAGCAAAGCAAGAGGCUCAACGAGCAGCAAAGCAGGCUACCACUGCUAUCAAGCCUGCUGCCAAGCCCGCUGACAAGCCUAAAGAGACAACCGCACCAGCCCAAUCAGCUGCUGACAAGGAGAAAUCCCCCAAACCGAAGACAUUAGAGAAAUCUAAGCCAAAGCCGCAAGUGGUGCAGCGAGUGAGCUGGUUCCAGCACCUCAGUGUGGACCCCGACAAGCAACAGAAAAUCGCCAUCAAUUCCAACCUGCACCCCGCCAUCAUCAAGUUGGGCGUGCAGUUAUCUUCGCGAGUGGUGUCCGGAUCGAACGCCAGGUGCAUAGCGUUACUGGACGCUUUAAAGAAGAUGGUGUCGGACUACACCCUCCCAGCGCGCACGGAAUACGCCCGCGGCCUCGAGACGCACUUAAAGGAGAGUCUAACGUAUCUGUGGGGCAUGCGACAACCCACGGCGUCACAAGUGAACGCCGUCAAGUUCUUUAGGCACCAUCUGACGCAGCUGCCGCAUAAUGUGGACGAGUUUGACGCCAAGAAAAUACUACACGAAGAAAUAGACCGAUACAUCCGCGAACAAAUUGACAUGGCGGGCGAAGCUAUCAGCAUCGCAGUACGGAACAAGAUUUCGCACGGGGACAAGAUACUCACCUACGGAUGCUCAUCCCUAAUAGAGCGCAUCUUCCGCGAAGCGUGGGCUGCGGGCGUCAAAUUCGAAGUUGUAGUCGUCGGCAACAGAAUACACCCCCAUGGCAGAGAGAUGCUGCGACGACUCGUCAAGUAUGGCGUGCCUUGCACGUAUCUGGACAUUACUGCUGCCAGUUAUAUUAUGCAGAAGAUAAGCAAAGUCCUAUUCGGCGCGCAAGCCCUCCUGGCGGACGGGUCUGUGCGCGGCGCGCUGGGCACGGCGCAGCUGGCGCUGCUGGCGCGCGCGCGCAACGUGCCCGUGCUCGUGGCCGCCGAGACACACAAGGUCUCCGCCCGAGUGCAGGCCGCGCCCACGGACCACAACGAGCUAGGUGACCCCGACGACCUGAUUGACAAGUCCGACCCCGACUCGCCCCUGAAGGACUGGCGCAACAACCCGAACCUGACCCCCCUUAAUCUCAUGUAUGACGUCACGCCGCCCAGCCUGGUCACCGCCGUGGUCACGGAGCUAGCCAUCCUGCCUUGUACGAGCGCCCCUGUUGUGCUUAGGUUUAAAUUGUCUGAGUAUGGUAUAAUGGCGGAAUAGAUGGUUAGGUUACGUUCCUACCCUAAGGCCAGGGCAAACCGGCUGCAUGUGCGUGGGUUAAAGCAAAAGAUAUAAAUAUACCAUAGAUGACGCAAAUGCAUCUACUUCGCGUGUCCGAAACCCGACCAAGCGUCGAGGUUGACCGUCACUCUUGACAGUCCACGCGCGUUAGUUGUUGCAGCCAGACGUCCGUGAAAACUUAAUAAAUGCCUCGUUGCGUGAUAAUUAACUUACCGCCUUAACUAACAGCCCAAAAAUUGCGAGCCCCCAAAGGCAAGGACAUAUUUCUUACCGCAGGUAAGUAAUUUUAAAAUUAUGUUACCUAUGCGUAUGUAUGAAAAAGUCGACACGCUUGGUUUCAAUACAAAUCGCGAUAUUUGCGUCAUCUAGCGUAUGGGAUUCUACUGAGCAGCUUUUAUUAUGGGACCAACCACGAAAUCGCGAAAAAAAAUAGCCUCCCAUAGAAAAUGGACCAGCCAAAACGUAUGAAGCAGCCAAAUUUUUUUCGCGAUUUCGAGGUUGGUUCCAUAGUAAAAGUUGCUCAGUAUAGUCCCAAAAUCUCCCUGGCAACGGGAAUGCACAUAUUUUUUGGCCAUCCUGUAUAUUAAAUCAGUGGUUAGAGCCGUGCACGCACGCGUCACGCAAGCGGAGUGUCGUCUCAUAAGGAUCUUUAUAUUACGUCUACGCACACGCGUCCGGUGUGCACAGGUCUUUAGUUUCAAUAGAACUGUGAAAGCCAUAUGAUCUAUAAAUAAUACCAGUUCAGUUCUGUAAAAGUAAUGUUCUCGCGAAAUUGACUUUUACUGGGUAUGCCUGCGAAAAGAGAAGGCAACUGUCUAUUUUAGAUUAAACACUUAAAAAUCGAAAUAUAAAAGUGAGUUGGUAAAACUUUUACAUGUUACAAACACUUACACUUAACUUUUCUAGUAUUCUGGUUCGAAGGACCAAAAACAACUUGCCUAGGUAAGACUCCUAAGAGUGACAAAUGCCAAACUAAAUGGUCAACAUUGACUGUAGGAGUGGUGCUAUGGAUUUGAACAUGGAGAAUAUUUGUGCCGUUUUCAAUAAAAAGGUACCACAUUGUCGCUUGCCAUAAGGACGCCCUGGUUAUUCGCAUAAAGAUACAACCAAAUUACGUCCUUAUGGUAAGCGACAAAGUGGUACCUUUUGCUUGAAAACAUCACACUUUAUCAUACUUUUGUCCUUAUUCAGAGCUUGUAGGGAUAAUUAUGGUGUAAAUUUAAUGUUUUAUAAGCAACACUGACAUCUCUAGAAGUAAGGGCUUGUGCAAGUUGAGCACAAAUCACGCGAGGUUCGAUAGGGGGGGCGGGGUCACGAAAAAAUCACGACACAUCACGUUGGGGGAGGGGGGUAUAAAGGAGACCUCACGUGUAUUUUUCUUGUAGCAAAAAACUUCACCAAAUAUUACCAAGGGGGAGGGGGGGUUCAAAAAGUAGCCGAAAAAACCUCGCGUGAUUUGUGCACAAGCCCUAAGGAACAUAAAUGAUUUAGCUUGCUAAAUUGUUUCUAGUCCAUUAGUCCAAUAUCAGACUGCAAGUAUACUUAUACUCAACUUGUUGCAAUAACUAAAAAAGAACUGCUUUCUGUAUAUUUGUUAUACUUAUAACCACGUAAGGCCCCCCAUACAAAAUUUCCCUAUUUUUAAUUUGAACCUUGAGUGUAUAUUGUAAUGUAAUGCACUUGGCCUUACGAGGAUUCAUUUUUAAGAAGUUAAUGGUUUUGUCACAUAGAUAUUUUAGUUUAUUUACUUAGGCAUACUAAGUUUUAUCUUAGUUUUUUCAUGUGGUUUUUUCUAAUUUGUAAAUAUAUCCAAAUAGUUCAACUUACGCUCAAAUGUGUAAAUUAUUGAAAUACUUAUAAAUGCUGUUAGUUUUAUUUGGCUCUGU